AUGUCCAUUAAUCCAAGUCAGUCAUCAGAGUUGGUGGAACUUCAUGUUUAUUAUGUCCCUAAAGGAUCAUGGAACUAUAAGUUAAAUACUAUUUCAAUAGAAGUUAUUCACGAGUUUAUUUCAGCUGGAUUUAUAAGAGUAUCUCCUGACCUUACUUUACAAGCCCUGAGGGAGAGACUGGUUGACUUUCUUGGUGAAGAUGCUAUUGCAGAAAAAUUUUUAUUUCUGAAAUGCAUUGGAAAUAACCUGGCUGUGGUUAAGACAAAUCAGGAAUCUGAACUGAAGCUUAAAUCAUUUGCUCCUCCAUAUAUAUGUAAUGCUCUUCAACCAGAAUUAUAUUUGCUUCCUAUAGUAGAUCAUUUGGGAAAUGUCUUUUCAGCAUCAACUGAAACUUCUUUAGAUGACCAGCUGAUCAAUAAUAAUGUUGCUGAGGAUGAUGGAAUAAUUUACAAACCAAUGAAUAUAUCUUUAUCAAAUGAAGAACCUGGAACAGAUUCUAGUCUUUUAGAAAGUACUGUGAAAGAUCUUGAUUGGAAUCAGGAAGAAGGGGGGGGAGAAGAUAAUUCAGAAGAAAACAAGACUGAAAAAUAUCAAAGUGAAAAUUCUGAUUUGCCCAGAUCAUUGGAAGAUUCAAAAAAUAAAUAUAUUAGAAAUGAAAAAAGUCCUUUUAUUUGGAAAAAUGAAGAUGAUAGAGUUUGUAUCAUUAGAAAAGAAGACAAUCAGAGAAGUAAACAUGAAUACAUUAUCCUACCAAAUCUUAGUGAUUUCCCUUCACUUCCUCCUCAACCUAUUUGUAUUCCAGGAGUUGAAUCUUUCUUAGAGAUUGAGAGAGAGAAUGUUAUUGAACAAAUUAAUCAAGUAAAGGAAAAAAGACUACACCUGGAGAGUAUUAAAGAAGAACUAACUAAAAAAGUUGAACAGCUAUUUGAACAAAAGAAAUGGACACAACAUGAUGACUCUGAUGUUUGGAAGAAAAAGUACUUUGAAACGAAGAAAGUGACGGCAUCUUUGGAGGAUAUUUUAACAAAACUUCGAGAAGACUUGGAACUUUUCUAUAAAAAAUUGCUCAUGCAACUUGAAGCCCGGGAAAUCAAGAUGAGACCAAAGAACAUGGCAAACAUCACAGAGUCUAAGAAUUAUUUUAUAAUACAGAUCACUGAGGUACAACAUGCAAUCGACCAACUUAAGAGAAAACUAGAUACUGACCAAAUCAAACUCAUAAUAGAAAUAAAGAUGAGAAAACAAGCAAUUUCUGAUUUACGGGAAUUGAAAGCUGAAUUGGCACAGAAACAAUAGAUAUUUCUUUACAACCUGAACUAG
Suncus etruscus (white-toothed pygmy shrew) is the source of this 1320-nucleotide messenger RNA. It is a transcript of the gene SPATA1, whose product is annotated as spermatogenesis associated 1. The record is from RefSeq and is a predicted model, not a curated record. NCBI's taxonomy places the organism in Eukaryota, Metazoa, Chordata, Mammalia, Eulipotyphla, Soricidae.